Molecule: messenger RNA, 3828 nt
Organism: Oncorhynchus kisutch (coho salmon)
Lineage: Eukaryota; Metazoa; Chordata; Actinopteri; Salmoniformes; Salmonidae
Exons: 15
Coding region: 294-2492 (732 amino acids)
Molecular function (GO): guanyl-nucleotide exchange factor activity
Source: RefSeq, a predicted model, not a curated record
ACUCGUCCACGCCCAAGAGUGCACUCGAUUUAAGGCUCGGAGUAGCCCGGCCGGUCAAAACAACUAAUUCAUAUGAUUUAACGCAGGCUGCUCGUCUUGCGUGGACGCACCCAGGUAGAUACGAACUGUAUCAGGCAUCCGUCGGUGCAUCCCUUGCACAAAUGCACCUGCUUUCAAAGGUUCAGGGCGCCGCCACGAGUGCAGUGUCAAUGAAUGAAAUGUCAGUUUUUGCUCAAAUAAGUGGAUUUGGAUGGAGAAAAUUUCACUUGAUGAGAUAUUUCUUGAUGAUCUGAAUGGCGGUGGCAAAUAACGAGGUUAUGAAGCCUCAGGAGGGAGAGCUAGUCAGUGAGAUCUCCAAGGCUGUGGAAAUACUUUUCCUUUCUGAGGACAAUGGUCACCUACACACCCAGCUCCAGGGCCUGGUGUCAGAGCUGAAGGUGGGCUUCUCCAGUGCUCUGUAUGAGCUGAGUCAGAUCCAGCAUGGAGACAGUGAUAUCAGGGAGGAGGUGGGAGAAGCCCGGAGGAGCUGUGAGAGAAAGGCCCUGCGCAUGGAGACCCUGGUUGAAUCUCUCAGGGAUGAACUGGGAGAGAUGCGUUGCCAGAUCCUGCAACUCUGUGGUAGCAACAGGCAGAGGUCUCCUAUACAGCAGGAGGUAAAGGUGACACAAUCAGCUCUGGCAACCCAGAGAGACAGUGAUACAGGUCUUGUGGUGAAUGGGAGGAGCCACUGUGAGUGCAGUGCCAGUAGCAGCACAUCCUCCUCUUCGAACCGGGGCAGAGUCCUGCUCCACUGCUACCUGCAGGGGCUCAAAGCAGGGAUGUAUGAGGGGACAGAUGCAAGGCACCAAGUGACGAUGCAGCUUCUCCACUCAGAAUGGGAAUACGUGUCGACCUUAAACCAGCUCUACGAAAAGUACAGAACACCUCCUGCUCUGCAGAUGGACCUGGAGCCAUAUCAGAAUUACCUGAAGUUUGUGGAGGAGUUGCUGCAGCGCCACCUUCUGUUCAGAAACACUCUGGAGCAGAGGUUGUCUGCUCACGACUGGAAAGGCCUUGUGGGAGACAUCUUUGUCCAACUCGUAGGCCACAAUGAUUCAUCUUUCUUGGACAUAUACCACGGAUACACGACAGCGCUGGCCACGUUUCUUUCUAUAGAAUUCAACAGAAUAAUGCUCAAUGGGAAAAUACAAAGCACACAGAGCUAUACGAAGGAAAGAGAGGAAGUUCAACUGUUCUCUCUGCUGUUGGCACCAGUCUCUCGAAUCCACAGCUACCUAACCCUCAUUCAGAGUCUGUUGCAGUGGACUGACAGCGAUCACCCAGACUGCAGUCUCCUCCAGGGGUCAGAGAGGGUCCUGAGGAACAUCCUUUCCCGCUGUCACCUCAUCCUGGAGGACGAUGUUCGAUGGGGAGACGGAGGAAGAAUGGCCGGGCCCAGUGGCAGCUGCUCUGCCUGCCCCUGUGCCAAGUCGUGCGAUCACAGAAGCCAGCUCUGCCCUGCCACGGACACACAGAAACACAGACAGGAGUCCCGUGAUGCUGCUGGGAAACGAGAGGAACAACAGCCACGUCUAUCUAACUGUGCCGCCGGCUGCCAGGGCAUGCCUGUUGCCCGUUGGUCUACCGGUACUGUACGGAAGAAGAGCUGUUACAGAGACAGGACAGGUGGGACCUUCCAGUCUCAUCUCCAUGACUCCUGCGGCAUGGCCGGACUGGUCUACGGUGGGGACAUCAGCGCCUUCCUCCAUACGGCACCCCCUGGGUGGGGGGACAGCGACUCUGGACAGGAGUCUCCUAGCCAGGCUACGGGGGUUAAGGUACAUGGACACGGCCCCCAGACCCCUGGUCCUCACAUGGUCCAGAGAAGCACUGAUGACUGUGACACGGAGGAGGACGUUGGGGACACCUCCGUGUUCGACUACUCCUCCGUCACCACCUGUAGCCCAGACGGGACCCUGAGGGGGGAAGCGAGUAAUACCGAGGACGAGGAAGAGGACACAGACAGUCAGGUGCCUGUUCUGUUGAAGCCCUCGUACACACAGCAGCAGUCGCUGAGGGAUUCGCCCAGAGAACGGACGGUAUGUCUGAGGUGGCAGAUACCCAGGCUGCCGUACCCUUCUUCUCGAAGUCCUCGACACCACGCAGGACCAGCGGGCCUGGAGGGACAGGGUCAGACAUCAGGGCCAGCAGGACCCUAUGGGAACAGAGUCAUCAACAUCACUAAGGGACCACCUCCUCUCAUCCCCACCAGUGUCUUCAGACCCAUCUGGGAUGAACCACCAAAACAGGAAGAUGCAGCACCCGUAAAGGAAAAUACACCACAAGGCUUCAGACCGGUUCAAGCCACUGAGAGGCAGACAUUUCCUAACUUCAAAAAGCUAAGGUUCGAAACCCAGCCGAGAGUUGGCCACGUCCAGGCAGGAGCCAUGGGAGGUGUUGCAGUGUGGGAUGAGAGUGAGGAGGACAGUGAGGGGCCUUGUAGCACCGUAUGAGAGAGGGAGACUGUCUGUGAGACCAAUUUAGAAGUUUGCAGCACUAUUUGAGAGAUCAACCGACCAAGACUACAGCCCUGUGAGAGAGAAGGAUUCAUCUAAGAGACCAGCCCAACAAUCUACAGCACUGUGUAAGAGAGGGAUUCAUCUAAGAGACCAGCCCAACAGUCUGCAGCACUGUGUGAGAGAGGGAUUCAAUCUAAGAGACCAGCCCAACAGUCUGCAGCACCGUGUGAGAGAGGGAUUCAUCUAAGUGACCAGCCCAACAGUCUACAGCACUGUGUGAGAGAGGGAUUCAUCUAAGAGACCAGCCCAACAGUCUACAGCACUGUGUGAGGGAGGGAUUCAUCUAAGAGACCAGCCCAACAGUCUGCAGCACUGUGUGAGAUAUAGACCAUCUGAAAGACUGUCUGACAGACUAACCCAGAGGUCUACAGCACUGUGGGACACCAAACGAGCAAUCAGAACAGCAACCAAAUCUCUUGCAUGCUGGCUACUUAAUUAGCAUUUAUGGUCUGUCACGAGACCAACCCAGAGGACUAACAGCACUGUGUGAGAGAGACCAUCAUUUGAGAGACCAACCCAUAAGGUCUGCAGUACUGUGUGAGCGAGAGACUUUGUACUGCGUGUGUGAGAGAUAAUUUGUACUGUGUGUGUGAGAGAGAGAUAAUCCUGAUCACAGACGGUCUAAGGUCUGCAACAAAAAAACAAUAACAAUGGUGGUGGGGUGGCCAGUGACGUCGUUUCCCCCCAACUGCAGAGUCCAUCUUCAAGGUCUUCACUGCAGCAUCAUCUGAAAGAUUGACCAGCCUGCAUGACUAAGCAUUACACACUAGACAUCCCUGUAACAGCACAGUUCCCCUAAAGAGAAUAAAGUGGAGAGGAAACAUCCUGAAACAAGAAGAACACUUGAAAAUCAGAAGCGAUUUGGACUCAUUCCAGAUCAGUCGCUCUGACCAACACAGAGGUCCUGAAAAAAAAAGACAUUCAGGAGAAAUGAGAAGAUGUGUGUCCCAAAUGGCACCCAAUUCUCUGUUUACAGGAAACUGUAAUUUACAGGUAAUUCUCUGUUUACAGGAAACUGUAAUUUACAGGUAACUGUAAUUUUCAGGUAAUUCUCUGUUUACAGGAAACUGUAAUUUACAGGUAAUUCUCUGUUUACAGGUAACUGUAAUUUACAGGUAACUGUAAUUUACAGGUAAUUGUAAUUUACAGGUAAUUGUAAUUUACAGGUAAUUGUAAUUUACAGGUAAUUGUAAUUUACAGGAAAUUGUAAUAACACAUUCUAACGUCAUAUUUUAUCACAUAGUUGAAUAAAGUUCUGCGUUUUGGAGGA